This is a messenger RNA of Patella vulgata (common limpet), 7020 nucleotides long. RefSeq names its product cilia- and flagella-associated protein 44. Lineage: Eukaryota; Metazoa; Mollusca; Gastropoda; Patellidae. Bases 39 to 6428 code for a protein of 2129 amino acids. The record is from RefSeq and is a predicted model, not a curated record. The transcript is spliced from 36 exons. Gene Ontology annotation, molecular function: protein binding.
CGGCUAUCGUACCCAUAACAACAUUAAUUUGUUGAAAGAUGGAGGACAAAGACAAACGGGAUUCUCCACCGAAAAUGGAUCCGACUGAUGUUGAGGAUGUAAAAACUGAAGAUGAGAAAACAGAACUUUCAGAACAAACUCCAGUAGAACCUGCUACAAUUGUUGAAGAAGCUGUUGAUGUUCCACUAACAGACAUUCCUUCAGGAGAUCAAGAUUCCUCAAAACCUGAGAUGGAAAAUGUUUUGCCUGCAGCUGAAGCUUCUGAACCUAAUGCUGAAGAAGAACCCCAAAACUCAGAAACUGCUGACCCCAAAACCAAACUAGAUGAAAGUUCUCAGCCUACACAAGAUUCAGAUGACACACAAGUACAGGGGAACAUGCAGGAACCAAAUGUAACUCAAGAUUUAGAUAAAACAGCUGAAGAACAGUCUGAAACGACAGAGAAACCAUCAACUUCUGAGGAGCAGGAGAAAUCUGAACAAGAAAAACUCUCACCUGAGGAACUGCAACAAGAAGGAGGAGCAAACAUUGAACCUUCAACUGAUACAGCUCAACAAGAAAACCCAAUUGAUACACCAGUUGAUAAACCCACAUCUGUUGCUGAUGAACAACCAGAAACAGUGGAGAAGUCUCCAGCAGAUGCUGUUGAAGAGAAGCCUUCAUCUAACACUGAGAAUGAAGAAACAAAAGAGGACAAACCAGCUGAUACACCAGUUGAUAAACCCACAUCUGUUGCUGAUGAACAACAAGAAACAGUGGAGAAGUCUCCAGCAGAUGCUGUUGAAGAGAAGCCUUCAUCUAACACUGAGAAUGAAGAAACAAAAGAGGACAAACCAGCUGAUGCUAGUCAAGAAAAAGAAACAUCAGAAAAUCUUGCAACUGGUGCUGAUGAACAGAAAGACGACACUAAACCUGCUUCGGAGGCAGAAAAAGCAGAAUCUGAACAAGCAACUGAUGAACAACCUGCUCAAGUUGAACAAUCAACAGACAAGGUUGUUACAGAUGAACAGGGACAAGAGGAUAAAGAAAAUGAAAAGACAGCCAACGGUGAAGAAGGUGAUGAAGAAAAAGAAUUGGUUGAAGGUGAAGAAGGUGAUGAAGAAAAAGAAUUGGUUGAAGGUGAAACUGGUGAUGAAGAUGGUGCAGCAAAGGAAGUUGAAGAAGUUCUGAUACCAGAUGACUUUUUUUAUAAUUUAGAAGAUCAUAUUUCUGGAGCAGAAGUCACUGAUGAUUCAGGCUUACCGCAGGAUUUACUAUCAUUAAAACAUUCAUUUGGUUAUGAUUGUAAGAAACGAUGUAAUUUACAUAUGUUAGAUGAGUAUACGUUGUUAUUUAUUGCUGGUAAUCUGGUUCAACUUAUGAAUAUACAAACUAAAGAAUUGACAUAUAUUCGUAGUACCAGCGGAGGUGGUAUUGGAGCUAUUGCUGUUCACCCAAGUCGGAAAUAUUUUGCUGUUGGUGAAAAGGGUACAGCACCUAACAUAAACAUCUUUGAAUUUCCUUCUCUCAAAUUGAUUCGAAUCUUACGAGGAGGAACAGAAGGAUUAUAUGCAUCUUUGACUUAUAGUCCUGACGGAGAGCUUCUUGCUUCACAAGGUGGAGAACCUGAUUUCAUGUUAACUGUGUGGAACUGGAAACAAGAAAAGAUCAUGCUUCGUACGAAAGCGUUUUCUCAAGAAGUAUUCCGAGUAUCAUUCUCGUCUGAACUAGAAGGACAACUGACAACGGCUGGUACAGGACACAUCAAAUUUUGGAAGAUGGCUGAUACGUUCACAGGUUUAAAAUUACAAGGAGAAUUAGGUAGAUUUGGUAAAACGGAGAUAUCUGAUAUUGAAGGUUAUGUUGAAUUACCGGAUGGUAAAGUUUUAUCUGGAGCUGAAACAGGAAAUAUGAUGUUAUGGGAAGGUGGAUUGAUCAAGGUUGAAAUCGGUCGUAAAGGUAAAAAACUGUGUCAUAAUGGUCAAAUACAACAGAUAUUAUUAGAUGAAGGAGAAUUAAUGACAAUAGGUGUUGAUGGAUUUGUUAGAAUGUGGGAUUUUGAGACAAUAGAUACUGCUGAUACUAUAGAUGAUUCAGGUUUAUUUGAAAUGGAACCAAUGAAUGAACUUCGUGUAGGUUACGAUGUCCAACUAAAACAUAUUGUUAAAUCUAUAGAUGAUGAAAACGAGGCGACAAUUUGGUUUGCCCAGGAUGGAAAUGGAGGAAUAUGGAAAUUAGAUUUGUCGUUUUCUCAUACGUCACUUCAACCAGAGAAAAUCUCUAGUUAUCAUGCUGGUGCUAUUACUAGUUGUGUUACCUCCCCUGUUACUCAUCUCGUAGCAACGACAGGAGUCGAUCAUACUGUACGUGUUUAUGACUACAUGCAGGAGAAACUCGUUACUGAUUCUAAGUUUACUGGUGGAGGUACUACAAUCAUGUGGGCACCAAAAAUUGUAGAUACUAAAGGAAGUACUAUGUAUGUAGGUUUCGAGGAUGGUGUAUUAAGAAUAUUAAACAUUAAUAAAACUAUUGAUAUGCCGGGUCGUAAACAUAAAUCAGACUGUGAAGUGACAUUAAGACAAGCUCUAAAACCACACAAGAGUUGUGUAACAUCUAUAGCUGUUGAUGGUAAAGGAGAAUACUUAGCCACAGGGGGAACAGAUAGUACAGUAUUUUUUAUUGGUAUUGGUGAAACUUAUGAACCAAUAGGAUUUGUUAGUGUACCAGCUCCUGUUAGACAUCUUCAAUGGUCACCAGAAAAAUUUUCUAAGACAACACUAUUAGUUAUAUGUGAAGAUGGUUAUGUAGUUGAAUUAGAAACACCAGAUACAAAGGAAAUAGAUACAUCACAUUCUUACCAUAUAACAUCACUCAAUAAUAAACAAUAUAAGUUUACUAGUAUUAAAUCAAAUCUUAGGCAUGAAGAAGAGUUAGAGAGAAAGAGAAUAGAAGAAGAAAUAAGAUUAAAGAAAGAAGAAGAAGAAAAAAGGAAAAGAAGAGAAAGAGGUUUAGAAGAUGAAGAAGAGGAAGAAGAAGAAGUGAAAAAACCUGAUACACCAAAAGAAGAAUGGAAACCGUAUAUACCCGAAGAUCCAAGUCCUAUUUUACAAGGUUUUUAUUCCAUUGAAGAAGGAAAAUUCUGGCUGUCAAUGGGUGAUUUUGAUGCUGGUUAUCUGUACGAAUGUAAGUUUGCAAGUGAUAAUGAUAAAAGUAGUCUACCAGAAGAUGUAUAUAACAAACCAGUCAAAUCUGUUGCUGUUGUUGAUUCUUUAGACGUACCCAUCACUGUCAUCAGAUUCAGUAACAAUGGUCAACAAGCUAUAUUUGGCAUGGAAAAUGGUAAAAUCCGAGUCCAACAGUUAGAUGAAGUAUUUGACAUAUCGACAAUGGCUUCUCAUUGGAUGCUUAGUGUCCAUGACAACCACUAUGGUCAUGUUACUGGAGUUGCCCUAAGUUACGAUAACCUGAAAUUACUGUCAGUUGGUGCCGAUGGAAACUUUUUCAUGUUUAAUUAUAUGGAACAGCAAAAGUUAGAUGAGAAAAUUGCUGAAAAUAAAGCCAAGAUUCCAUCAGCUAGGAAAGAGGAUGAUAGAGAAGAACCUAUUGAUGAUAUUGAUGAUCCUAAUGCAUACAGUAUUGAAGAUGCGAAACAGAAAGCAGAAUAUGAUAAAUUAAUGAAACAAGCCGAGGAGAAGAAACGUGAUGUUAGAAGAAAUAUUGCCAAGUUACGACGUCAGUUUAAAUCUAUUUUAGAACAGAAUGAAGAUUUGCCUAAAGACUUACAGUUAAAUAGAAUGGAAUUUGAAAUGGAUCGAGAAAUUAAAUUAGAAUUAGAACGACAGACCGAGGAAAAGAUAGAAACAGUUAGAAAAGAAAUGGCAUGGGAAUCAGAGAAACAUCGAGUAGCAUUAGAUAAAUUACGCAAAAGGUUUAAAAAUGCAGUGGAAUGUGAAAAAAUUAUAUUGAAAUGCUUUUUAACACCACAUGAAGUUUCAAGUUUCCGUGCUGCCAAACUGUCGGAGGAUUUCUAUAAAAUGAAGGCUAAUUUUGAGAGACGGAGGACGAUGUAUAUAACUCGUGAUGAGUUUACGCGUGAUCCCACCAGAGAUUUAUUAGCAGGACAAUCCAGAAUGACGGAAAGUUCUGUAACUAUGGGAGAGAAAUCUGAUGAUGAUAAAGGAGCUAAAGUUACAACAACAUUAAAAGGUAGUAUGGGCGAACGUGUCACAAAAGCCUUACAAAAAGUCGAGGAAAAAAAAAAGAAAAGAGCAGCUCGUAGAUCACAGUGGUCCGAAUUAUAUGAAACUAAACCAGCUGAUGAUUACGAGGAUCCAGCAGACGUGGCUAAAAUAAAACAUGCUCAACAGAAUAUGGGAGAUUAUAAAUUAAAAACGGCGAAAGAUUACGUUGUUCCUGAUCAUCUUAGAAUGAACGUGGAAAAAGCUCGCGGUAGAUUGCUGGUAUUAAAAGAUUUGAUCCAUGAAUACAGAUACGACUUCAACGUUCAGUUAUUAGCUUUGAGAGAUAAAAAAAUACGAACUAUUGAAGAAAUAAGUGAUUUAACUGUACAGUUAGAAGAUAUUCACAAUAGAUUAGAUAGUAGCAAACAAAGACCUAUACCUCCGAUACCACACAUGCAGGAUGUAGAACAACCUGAAAAAAAACUAGAAUAUACAAGAGAGACAUUAUUAAAGUUCAAGAAAGAAAAGGAACGUGAUGAUUUACAAAAAAAAACUGGUGGUGGUGAAUCAUCUGGUUUUGGUGGUGGAUUUGGUGGUAUGGGAGGAGAUAAGAAUCAUACACCAUCACCCCCUCUCAUUGGUCAGAAAUCUUCAUUAAUGAGUGGUAUAAGUAAAACAGAAUCCAGUUCCCAUCAAAUAGUUCAUGAUAAAGAAAUAAUAAUGACCGAAACAGUUGAACCAUCACCUUUAGAAUUACAACUCCAACAAGUUGAAGAAAUUAGACUUGUUUAUGAACAAGACAGAUUACUAAAGAGAAUUGAUGAAUUAUUGAAAACAUUUGAUGCUGAAUUACGUAUACUGAGACAUGAUAAAUUCAAGAUGGAUAUUCUCAUGAAAAACGCUGAUUUAAGACAAGUGACAUUAUUUGAAGAAUUUGUUUUAUUGAAAGAAUACGAGAAACGGGAAGAACUUUUAGCUGAUAAAGUAUCGAAUAAACAACAAGAAAAAUUAGACAUGCAGACAAAGAUAAUGGAAGUACAAGCUAAAUUAGAAAAUAAGAAAAAAGAUAUUGAGAAAUUAGUUGAUAAAGAAAAGAAAAUUCAUGCUGAUUUCCUCAACUCUCUCGGUGAAAACAAUAAAUUUGUGGAUUACCUGACCAAAGUUUUCAAAAAGAAAAUCAAGAGAAGCAAAAAGAAGUUAGCCGAUGGAGCAGUAUCAGAUGAAGAUAGUGAUGAAGAUUCGGAUGAUGAAUCAGAUUGGGAAGAGAGUGAUGGAGAAUCUGAAUCGGAAGCAGGAGGUUAUGAUCUAGAUGUCUGUCCACCUGGUUGUGAAUUGGCAAUAUACGACAAAACAUGUCAAAUCCGUGAAAAACGACUUGAAAAUGAAGAUGAAUUAACAGAAGAAAAGAAAAACAGUGAAGCCAUGAAGAAAGAAUUGGAAGGUUUACAGAAGAAAGCUAAAGUUAUUGAUUCAUCAUUAAACUAUGCACAGGGUGAUCUUGAAGCUUUCCAGCUGGAGAAACAACAGAAGUUAAAUGAGCUGGAUGUCGUUGUUACGUUACGUUUACAUCAAAUACAAUAUUUUAUAAACAGUGCUCUACCACAAGAUCUCUCGAAAUGUCUGGUGUUUGAAUCGAGUGGCGUAGAGAAAUUACAACAUAGAAUUAAAGAACUUGAACAAGAAAAACAUUUACAGAAAAAACAAAUGAGAGAAGCACAAAAGAAACAUUCCCAGUUGAAGAAAUACAGAAAAGAAUUUGAGAAGAAAAUUAGUGAAAUGAAUGAGAAAUGUAAUGAAAUGAUGAUAGCUAAGUUUGGUUGUAUUGUUGAUUUAGAAAAACUAGAGACUGUUGUUGUUAAUCGUGGUAUCGAAGAAAUGAAGGAAAAAUUACGAGUGGCAGAAAUCCAAUGUUCAGAGGAAGUCAGUGAAUUAUCCCAAAUUGUUAGUGAGAAGAAGGUGCGUAUAACAGAAUUAAUAAAAGAUAAUACGCAGAGAUUAGAACAACUGUGUAUGUUCUCAACAGAGAAAAAAGAUUUAGAAAAUUCACUAGACUCAAGACAGAAAAAUCUGGGUGAAGAAUAUUCUGGACAGCGUAAAGCAGAUAUUCAUGAAAAGAGUCGAUUAAUACAGUUAGUUCAGCUACAAGCUCAAGAAAUCGAGGCCCUUAAAGAUGAAAUUAUGUUAUUAUCUAGAAAGGGAGGACAUAUAUUACCCCCUGCCCAACCCCCCUUACCACAAACCCCAACAAAUCAAAUUCCCAAUCUUUAAAUAAAAACCUAAUCUGUAUCCAUAGCAACAUGAAGUUGAUGUAUGGUUUUAUGGUUGAGAGCGAGACAUUAAGUAAUAUAUUGAUACUGCAUGAGGCAUUAGCCGAGUGUUGUUUCAAUAUAUUACGCAAUGUCUUUAGCUCAAGACCAUUAAACAACUUAAAAUACAGACACUAUCCCACACGUGCUUUCCAAUGAAAUACGUCACACGAGUCCAAUAUUACAUAUAGUAUAGAUAAUGUACGAUUGACAAGUUGCCUGUACGAUUAUUUGAAAUAAUGGUACGCCAACAUCAAAGGAUGACGUCACAUCUGUAUUUUAAUCAGCAUUACUGUGAUAUUGAAAUUCCAAUAUUUUAAAAUUUAUGUUUAAUUUUGUUUUGAAAAUCGUUCAUGGAUGUGUUAUUAUUAGUGUACAGUUGAGUAUGUGAUUAAAUAUUCCAUCCACGACGACACUGCUGUGUUAUCUAUUUUAUCUAUCUAUUAUUUAUAAAAUAUUAUUUAUAUUUUAAUUGUAUAUUAUAAUCAUUGUACAUCAAACAUAUUUAUAUCACACUCUAAAUCAAAGAUGAAGAUUAAAAAAGGUAAAACAUU